AUGACUUCAUUGCUCCUCUUGUUCCUUUCCAUUCUAUCCCUUUUCUCCUUCUCUUCAUCAUCCAUCCCUACACGCUCUGAGUAUGAAGUCGAUCUCCUCUUUGAGGGUUGGCUAGUUAAGCACAAUAAGUCCUACAAUAAGGACUCUUUCGAGAAAAGCGAAGAGAAACAUUUAAUUUAUCUGGCAGUGAACUCAACACUGUUUCCUGAAUGGAAUGAAGAAGGCAACGAGAAUGAUACCUACUAUAGUUUUAAUGAUGCCAUCAAUGCAGUCCCAGAAUCCAUUGACUGGAGAGAACUGGGGGCAGUAACUCCCGUUAAAUACCAAGCUGGGUGUGCUAGUUGUUGGGCAUUCGCCGCGGUUGCAACAGUGGAAGGCCUAAACCAAAUUCUCACGGGCAACUUGAUAUCUUUAUCAGAGCAACAACUAAUAGAUUGUAUGUACAAGAGUUGCCAGCCCGGUUGGCCAAUAAAAGCCCUUUUGUACAUUAAAAAAAACGGUGGAAUUGACACCGACAUGGAUUAUAAAUAUACAGCUACUGUUAACCAAUGCGACAAAUCAAAAGAAAAUACAAAAGUUGUGUCAAUUGAUGGCUAUCAAGUGGUCCAGUCCAACAAUGAAUACGCAUUGAUGAAGGCAGUUGCAGAGCAACCUAUAGCGGCUUUCGUUAGUGGUUAUGAACCGGGAAUUCCAAAAAUAUCAGAAGAGUUUGAUAUAUAUUAUCACAAGGAUUUUCUAAAUAAGAUGCAGAAUGAUGUUUAUUUACAAAUCAGCUUAUCACUUCCUGGAAUAUUCUCAGGAUAUUGUAGCACAAAAACAGAUCAUGUGGUGACAAUAGUAGGUUAUGGCACUGAGGGUGACAAAGACUAUUGGAUUAUUAAAAAUUCAUGGUCAGAUUUUUGGGGAGUGGCAGGAUAUAUGCGAAUGGAGCGCAAUAUCAAGGAAAGAGAAGGCAAAUGCGGCAUUGCCACACAACUGUCUCGCCCCACAAAAAUUAAACAGACAGGGGAUCUGCUUGGAGUGAAGGCACCCCUAGGCGCUCCUUCAAAGGUGUCCUAAAUUAAUGCUGAAAUAUGUGUUAGUCAUAAUAUGAUCAGCUUAAAUAA
Molecule: messenger RNA, 1106 nt
Organism: Dioscorea cayenensis subsp. rotundata (Guinea yam)
Lineage: Eukaryota; Viridiplantae; Streptophyta; Magnoliopsida; Dioscoreales; Dioscoreaceae
Product: zingipain-1-like
Exons: 8
Coding region: 1-1059 (352 amino acids)
Cellular component (GO): lysosome
Molecular function (GO): cysteine-type endopeptidase activity
Source: RefSeq, a predicted model, not a curated record